UUGAACACUCUGUUACCAUUUAGGCUUUGAUGUGAAGACACGGUUACUUGGUUAACAAUAUUUUUCAAAUUUAAACAUAUUUUAAUAAGCUAAAUUUUUUUUCGACUCUUAACAGAGUUAAGUUAUUCUGUCAAAGUGGGUAAUAAUAUUUUAACAAUGUCCAGAGAAGAAAACAUUCCUGAUUUGGAAGAGGAAAUCCUCCUCCCCUACUCCCAUAUAAUUCAAGUGAAGAGCAAAGGAAUAAGAAACCGAAUAGCUGAGGCCUUUAACCAUUGGCUAAAGAUUCCUAAUGAGAAGAUGAAGGAGAUAAUUGAUAUUAUGGCAAUGUGCCAUAAUGGUACACUUAUUUUAGACGACAUACAAGAUGCCGUAGAUGUAAGGCGUGGAAUUCCCGCUGCCCAUAGCGUGUAUGGAGUUCCCAUGGCUUCCAAUACUGCCCUUCAUAUCAUUGUCCUGGCUAUGGAAAGGUGCUCUAAAUUUGGUCUAGAGGCACUGAAAGUGUUCAAUGAACAAGCACUCAAAAUAGUAAGAGGUCAAGGUAAAGAAAUAUAUUGGAGAGACAUGUUUGUCUGCCCCACAGAAGCUGAGUAUAGGAGGAUGACAGAACAAAAAACAGGAGGAAUGCUGAACAUAGCCGUUAGACUGAUGCAGAGCUUCAGUGAGGAUACUAAUGAUUAUACGGAUUUAGGGAAGAAAUUCGGAUACUAUUUUCAAUUAAUUGAUGACUACUGCAAUAUUGGACAAACUGAGAAGUUAGAAGAAUGCCCUGAUAAGGUGUUGCAAGAUUAUUACAUGGAUUUGACAGAAGGAAAGUUCACAAUACCUAUAAUACACGCAAUAAGAACCGGUAAAGGAGAGGCUGUUUCGAGUAUACUUAAACAGAAAACAACUAAUUUAGACUUAAAACGUUACUGCGUGUCUGUUUUGGAGGAUCUUGGCAGUUUGGAGUACACAGAAAAGCUUAUUCGAGACUUGGAAGCCCAUUUGCGAAGCGAAAUCCGUCGCCUCGGUGGUAACCCACUUAUGGAUGCAGUACUGGACCAAUAUCACGUUUAAACAGAAAUCUGUAUGGACUAUAGUAUCGUCAUAAUCGUGAUAAUAAUAAUU
Pieris napi is the source of this 1107-nucleotide messenger RNA. Its product is annotated as geranylgeranyl pyrophosphate synthase-like. The transcript has 9 exons. Gene Ontology annotation, molecular function: prenyltransferase activity. Gene Ontology annotation, biological process: isoprenoid biosynthetic process. NCBI's taxonomy places the organism in Eukaryota, Metazoa, Arthropoda, Insecta, Lepidoptera, Pieridae. Bases 157 to 1056 code for a protein of 299 amino acids. The record is from RefSeq and is a predicted model, not a curated record.